Messenger RNA from Sporisorium graminicola, 783 nucleotides. RefSeq lists its product as uncharacterized. The transcript has a single exon. Gene Ontology annotation, biological process: mitochondrial respiratory chain complex I assembly. The coding region runs from base 1 to 783 and encodes 260 amino acids. Gene Ontology annotation, cellular component: membrane. The record is from RefSeq and is a predicted model, not a curated record. Lineage: Eukaryota; Fungi; Basidiomycota; Ustilaginomycetes; Ustilaginales; Ustilaginaceae.
AUGGGGCUCUUUCAAAACCUAGCCAAAGCGCUACGCAUCGGCAAAGCGAAAUACAUCAAAGGCUACGAUCUCGCCGGGAACGCAUACCUCGAACUGCCUUCGCUAUCCGGCUCGCUCGAUCCACGGCACACGCGACGCUCGAUCCAGUGGAAGGAGAAAAAGCAAUGGGGCGACUACGACCAGCGUUCGAUCCCUGUGCAAUGGGUCAUGUGGUUGCGGCACACGCGCAGGGAGGCACCGACGCUCGAGGAGCUGGCGCUGGAUCAGCAGCGGAUUGCACUUACACAGGCGAAUGCCGCGCGGCUAGCGCUGGAGGAUAGGACAAGGCGCGAGAGAGAGCAGCAGGCGAGGCUGGAGGAGCAUAGCGAGGCGAAGCUGAGAGCAACGCAGAGGUUGAUCCAGAGUGCGAGUGGUGCACAAAACGUGCCGACAUCGACGGUCGUGGAUGAGGGAGUGGAAGAGAAGGCGCAGGACAGAGUAAAGAGGGAGGAUCUAGGCGAAGGAGGGAGGUUGCAUCAGGAGAGGACGCCGGAUCAAGACGUUUGGGCAGCAAGCAGGGCUAGGUUGGCUGCGAAGGGUCAGUUGUCCGCCGAGGAUUCAAAACCACCAGAAGCGAGUGGAGGACAGGGACCAGUAUCGGAAGCGCUGCAACAAGCCAUGGACCGAAGAGCAGCAAGGAGAGCAGAGAGGAACGACGAGGAUGCAGAGCGCGAACGGGCACGCAAGGAAAUGUCGAAAUCGCCCUUGGAUGCGUUUGUGCCCAUGCCAAAGGCCCGCAAAUAG